Molecule: messenger RNA, 2160 nt
Organism: Chondrus crispus (carragheen)
Lineage: Eukaryota; Rhodophyta; Florideophyceae; Gigartinales; Gigartinaceae
Exons: 3
Coding region: 1-2160 (719 amino acids)
Biological process (GO): DNA integration
Molecular function (GO): nucleic acid binding
Source: RefSeq, a predicted model, not a curated record
AUGGAUGACCAAAGCUCUGGAUCGGUCAGAAUCGAGAAGCUGACCGCAUCUAACUUUUACAUCUGGAAGCAGAAAAUCCAGCUACUGCUUGCUCUCCGAGAUGUCGAUCAAUACGUUUUUGAUGAUAUCCCGGAGAAUGCGACCUCAGAUGACCGGAGAAAGUGGAUCCGUGGUGACGCAAAAGCAAAGGCAGUCAUCGGACUCACGCUUUCUGAUGACUACUUGCAACAUGUGCGAGGGUGUAGCAGUGCGAAAGAGACAUGGGAAGCAAUUCUGAAUGUGUUCGAGGGUCAUACUUUGCUCAACAAACUUGCCGCGCGUCGCGACUUUUACACUGUAUCCAUGCUCCCAUCCGAGAAAGUGCUCGUGUUCAUCAAUCGUGUGAAGCAACUUGCUGCCAGAUUGCAGUCAAUGAGUGUUGAGAUUGACGAUAAAGAAAUUGCAAUGGCUGUGUUGAAUGGCUUGCCUUCACGAUUCGAUAACCUGAUUGUUGCUCUUGACGCACUUGGCAAUGAAGAUAAAGUGUUUGGACUCGAGUUUGUGAAGAGUCGUCUGCUGCAAGAAGAGCAACGAGAAAGCAUGAAGACCGCUUCUGCUUCAUCACCACAUGCACCUGCCCUUGUCAAUCGUAUGCCUAUUCGACGCGAUAUGAAAUGUACGAAUUGCAAUAGACAUGGGCAUACUGCAGCGCGUUGCUGGGGCAAGGACGUGAAUGGGCGCCGACCUGCACCGCCAGAUGGGUUUCGUGACUUUACUUGCUUGCUUUCGACUUCCACUCCAGAAAAGAGGGCUGCAAACGCAAGGUCAUGGCUGGUCGAUUCCGGUUGCAGCGCUCACAUUACGUUUGAUCGCUCUUUGUUCGUUACGUAUGAACAGAUGCAAUCUGGAUCAGUCGAGAUGGGCACGAAGGCUAGAGCUAAUGUCGCUGGUCGCGGCGAGGUAGAAUUCAUGUUGAACGUCAACGGUAGUCCCCAUCCUUGCAAAUUGUCAAACGUUUUGCAUGUCCCUGAUUUCGGAUACUCGCUACUGUCUGUUAGCCAAAUGGUUUCGAAGGGUUUGCAAGUGUCAUUUGAAAAUGAGAAAUGCCGCGUUACUGCAGGAUCAACUGUACUUGCUACAGCGAGUCAAGUUGGGGAUUUGUACAUACUUGACGUCAUGAAUGAAACCUUUUCUGCUCACGAAGUUUCCCUGCAGACGCUACAUGAACGCAUGGCCCAUGUUAAUGUACAAGGAAUCGCAUCAAUGAUUCACAAUAAUGUGGUACGUGGCAUCAACUCUGACAAUCACUCUCCCAUUUGUCCUGCGUUUGUGUUUGGCAAAGCAACGCGAUCAGUAAUCCCAAAACAGCGAUCAUCGUCUCGAGCACAGAACUGUCUUGACUUGGUACAUUCUGACGUUUGCGGUCCGCUCGAAGUACAGUCCAUUGGUGGUUUGAGAUACUUCAUUACAUUUGUAGAUGAUCACUCGAACUGGGUAGUUGUGUACACGAUGAGAAAUAAAUCUGAGGCGUUUGCAAAAUACAAGUUGUAUGAAAAGUUGGCUCAAACCCACACUGGUCGCAAAGUAAAGGUGCUUCGCACUGAUCGAGGGGGAGAGUACUUGUCGACGGAAUUCAAGUCGCAUUUAGAUUUAAACAGUAUGCAGCACCAACUCACAACGGCGUACACCCCUGAACAAAACGGUGUUGCUGAACGUUUAAAUCGAACUUUGAUUGAUCUUGUCCGCUCUAGGCUUUCUCAUAAACAGGUCAGUAAGCGAUUCUGGGCCGAGGCUCUUGCCACUUCGGUAUAUGUACGCAAUCGAGUUACUUCACGGGCUUUGCCCGUUAAUACAACCCCGCACCACAUUUGGAUGAAUUCUACUCCAAAUGUUGGCCAUUUGCGAGUAUUUGGGUCAAAGUGUUGGUAUACAUUACCAAAAUUAGAGCUCCGUAAGCUGGACUUGCGAGCGCGUGAAGCGAUGUUUCUUGGGUACCCGCAAUGCAGUAAGGCAUACAAACUUUGGGACGGAGAGUUGAAUAAAAUUGUUGUGUCACGGGAUGUCAAGUUUGAUGAAUCGACAUGUGGGAUGCAUGACAUUCCUGCACACGAAAGUGAUUCAAUCAACUCUGAUGUUGACGUUGUAUUUAUUGAAAAUGUGCGACCACAUGCUGUUAUCUGA